This is a messenger RNA of Lactuca saligna, 384 nucleotides long. The record is from the annotation of a GenBank genome assembly. NCBI's taxonomy places the organism in Eukaryota, Viridiplantae, Streptophyta, Magnoliopsida, Asterales, Asteraceae.
AUGCAUCAUCGUCGCCUAUCUACUUCUCGAUUUCAUACCGAAGAUGAUGGUUUCACUAGAUUUGAAGGUUUUGGGUUCAUAAAUACCCAAAAUCGACCCCCACUGGAAUUGAAUCAAGAAAAAUCCCUAAAGCCGAUGGUUUCAAAAUUUGAUGCUUUACUCGAGGUUCCAGCACAUCGAAGACGAAAAAAGAAUGUCCCUUAUUUUGUUUUCGAUGCUUUAAUCGGAUUUCCAGAAGUUGAUUCUUUAAUAGGGUUUCAAAACAUGGGUGCAGACUGUCGAAUGGUUGUGACAGGUGGUGUAAAGUUUGAUUGUGUCGACUGUGAUGGGGAAGACGAUGAACACGGUACAACUGGUGAGGUGAGGGUAGAUGGCGAGGGGUAG